AUGUUGAUGAGUUGGUUGAUGAGUUUGAAGAAGGUUGCUGAGAAAGAGAAAGUGGAAGAUGUGAAAGAAGAAGAAGCUGUUACUAAAAAACAGGAGAAUGAAGAUGAUUUGAAGAAGAAAGAAGAAGAUGGUGUGAAGCUGGAAAGAUCGGUUAAAGCAGAUGAUGCCGAGGAACAGCAAGAGAAAGAAGUUGCUCAGACACAGACAGCAGAGAAAGCCGAGGUGCCAAUCACUGAGAAAGGUAUUGGCUCAGAGUAUCAUCAGGUUCCACCACCGUUUGAGGAAAAAUUCACAUUCUAUGAUGACGAGAAGGUGGAAAAAACUUUCAACAUGGUUGAUCAAUUGCCUGAUAAUAUUGACGUAACAUAUUCCAAAUCUGAUGAUUCUAGUGAUUCAGAGGUGGUAGAAAAAGCCGUUGAAAGUGUUUUGAAAGAAGAGUCGGUGCUCCAACAGAUGGUUGAAUGUCAGAAGAAACAGAGGAGCAGCCUGGCACAGGAGGAGGCUGCUAGUCCCUGCAACUGA
Molecule: messenger RNA, 522 nt
Organism: Helianthus annuus (common sunflower)
Lineage: Eukaryota; Viridiplantae; Streptophyta; Magnoliopsida; Asterales; Asteraceae
Product: HIV Tat-specific factor 1-like
Exons: 3
Coding region: 1-522 (173 amino acids)
Source: RefSeq, a predicted model, not a curated record